AUCGACAAGAACAACAAGCGCCUGCGCGGGACGGGCAGCCUGCUCACCGCGCGGCGGUUCGCGUUCGAGCGCGUGCGCACGCUGUGGGCGGCGAAGAUCGGCACAUGGCUCGCGCUCGACUUCGAGGCGUGGGACAUGGACCACACGGCGCUGACCGAGUUUGGGUGGAGCGCCGUGCGCUGGGUCGACGGCGAGCCGGUGAAGGAGGACGGGCACCUCGUCGUGAAGGAGCACCGGAUGUACACGCAGCAUUACGUCCCCAACAACCGCGAGUACUACAACUUCGGCGAGAGCGAGAUCGUGACCAAGCCCGUGUUCAAGCAGCGGAUACAGGACCUCAUCAACACGCACAAGGAAGCAGGCCCGCUCUUCCUCGUCUUCCAUGACCACUCGCAGGACGUCAAGUACCUCAAGUCGGACAUGGUCAAGGCGAUAGAGCGCGUCGACUACCUCCUCCCAGACUCGCCCCAGACAGGCGAGAUCUACGUGGUCGACACCGCCGACCUCUUCGCCGCGCUCGAGGGCGACGCGUCGAACAACAGGCGCUCCCUCGAGCGCGUCUGCCGGCACCUCCAGAUCACUACCAAGUUCCUGCACAACGCCGGGAACGACGCCCGCUACACGAUGGACGCCAUGGUGGAGAUGGCAACAGGCGACCCAGUCGACCAGCAGCGCGAGCAGCGGUGGCCGAAGCGCACAGAGGAGAACCAGCCGAAGGUCCAGUUCCAGGACUGGGAGGAGGAGUCGGACUUCUCAGACAUGGAGGGCGUGAUGGGUCCCCCGACCGCUGCGCCGCCCAUGCCCACCGCCGACGACGACGACCUGUGA
This is a messenger RNA of Trametes versicolor FP-101664 SS1, 828 nucleotides long. RefSeq lists its product as uncharacterized. The transcript is spliced from 4 exons. Gene Ontology annotation, molecular function: nucleic acid binding. The annotation marks the transcript as partial. Gene Ontology annotation, cellular component: nucleus. NCBI's taxonomy places the organism in Eukaryota, Fungi, Basidiomycota, Agaricomycetes, Polyporales, Polyporaceae. The record is from RefSeq and is a predicted model, not a curated record.